Messenger RNA from Protopolystoma xenopodis, 447 nucleotides. Lineage: Eukaryota; Metazoa; Platyhelminthes; Monogenea; Polystomatidea; Polystomatidae. The record is from the annotation of a GenBank genome assembly.
AUGCUUCGAGCCCAGGAGUCCCUGAGGUUCGAGAAGUCCCUGGAGCUGGCUGCUCGCAACCUGAGGCGCAGCGCAGAGUCGUCAGUGCCGCACUCAACUAGCGCCUCUUCCGCAUCGACGGUCGCCUCCAUCACCAUGCCACGGAAACUGGCCGGUUGUCGGGUGCCCACCGUGUCAAGCACCUCUCCAGGCAAGAGGGAAGGCAGGACUGGCAAAAAGUCGGUGACCUUUGCGGAAAAGGUGGCCACCUCGACGGGCCGAAAGUCGGAAACGACGUCAGGAAGGACGAUGCGGGUCUCGCAACAGAUACAGCACAAUCGGCCUGAGACUACUACCCAGUCGCCUACACGAGAAGGUCACUUUGAGGCUUCUCAAGUGAAUGGGCCACUGUCCCGAGUGUCCGAUUGUGAGUGUCGAAAAAUUGUUUUACCGUUUUACGGUUGCUGA